CUCAAGUACUUCCGGUCAUGGAAAACAUACCCGAUUUGUGUUAUAUUCCAAGAUGACUAGCUGACACUACCAUGUACACGGGCACACAGCUGUGGGCUAACUUGGUCACGUGAUGAUGCAGUCAGUACGGGAGAGGGUGGCACAGAUCUACUUUACCCAUGGACUGUUCUGUGCCAGUCAUCCCUACUCAAUCAUCGUCUCUGUCAUCUGUGUCAUCAUUUUUACAUGUUAUCCCUUAUCCAACCUACCUCUGCCUGGCAACACCCCCCUGGAACAUGGCAUGGCCCUCAGUGAGUUCAAGAAACACCCCGCCCUGGGCGUGUCUCCCAUUGCAGUGAAGAAAGCACCCCGAACACCAGGGGAAGACAUGAAACUCCCUAGAUGGAUUGUUGGGGAUCCAGUAGGAGUUGUCCAGCAAGUGGUUGUCAAGACAACAGUGUCGCCGUGGCAACCACAAAAUCAUAUACCAACAGAUGCAUUCCGUCCAACCCUAGCUAAAGUGUUUGAAGUCCUAGAGCAUGUUGAGCAUGCUAGAGUUGUCAAUGGUGGUGUGGAGGUGUCUCUGUCCAAUGUGUGUCUGCGUGUGGCCGAAUCGGUCAAGUGGAUCAAGUUCCGCCAUGUCCUGCCGCAGUAUGACUGCCUAGUUGUCUCCCCUGCCAACUUGUGGAUGAAAGACAAACACAGGUAUCAUAAAGAUGCUGAAAUAAUUAAAACAGUUUAUCAAAAAUUCGGACAAACUUUGGAAUCAUCUCCAACACUGAAAGAUGUGUUGUUCGGAGUGCCGUGGAAGGAGACGGGCGUGUCCCGGUACUUCAUCCGCAAUCGGCAGAGAGUUAUAACCUUUGCCAUAUCCAUCAUCAUGAGGAACUACAGUGCAAGUUUUGUGGAUUCCCUGAAGAGGGAGCUGGAGCAUCACUACCCAGAAACAUCCCUCCAUGGUAACGUCAGUGACAGCGACCGGGUCGUCCACCUCCACUACCGAGACAUCAACUACUUCGUGGAGUACACCCCUCUCCUCGUCACCUACUUUGUGAUCCUCAUGUACCUCUACUUCUCUGUCCGGAAGAUCGAGAUGGUGAAGUCAAAGAUCGGCCUGGCCAUCAGCGCUUUGUUCACGGUUGUAGCAUCACUGCUUGUGUCCGUCAGUGUGUGCUCUGUCUUUGGUCUGGCACCAACUCUAAAUGGCGGUGAGAUCUUCCCCUACCUGGUGGUGCUGAUCGGUGUGGAGAACGUCCUCAUCAUCACCAAGUCUGUUGUGUCGACACCCGUCCAUCUUGAUGUUAAGAUCAGAGUGGCUAAAGGGUUGAGCAAGGAGGGCUGGUUCAUCACCAAGAAUCUGCUCACAGAGCUCUUCAUCAUUUUGGUUGGGUUCUUCACCUUUGUCCCAGCUAUUCAGGAGUUCUGCAUGUUCGCGCUGGUUGGACUGCUGUCCGACUUCUUCCUGCAGAUGGUGUUCUUCGCGACCACGCUCUCCGUGGACAUCCGGAGAAUGGAGUUGGCCGAUCUGCACAAGCAGAGCAUCCACCAGAGGUGUUCGGAGGACGACACCAACAUCAACAUUGAGCCCCUGCUGCGAUGUCCAGUCAUGUCCAGAAUGACCCCUCCAGGGUCCCCGCCUACCUCAAAGAUGCAUCGGUCCAAGUCCGCCCCGGGGCUGGACGUCCAGGGCAUCACGGGACACCCCUCGCCUCCCCCAUCACCUAAACUCCCCGAGCUCGAGAUGUUCUUCCCUGAAACUUUUGAUAAUCCUCGUCGAUGGAAAUUCAUCUCGUUCUGGGCCAGAACACGCAUGUUUCAGAGGCUGAUAAUGCUGUGUACCGUGAUCUGGAUCGGCCUGAUUGUGUACAAGACAGGCCUGGUUGACCAGCUGACCAGUCCCGAGGGAGUGAUCCUCCCCACCGGCAGCCCCUCCAGCCCGCACCAUCUGAUGAAGCAGGAGAUCUAUGCAGACAAGGCCCAGAUGAAGGGGGUGGCCGGGGUGUAUCAGGGCAGGGGGGAGGAGGAGGCUUACACGGGGAGGGUGGGGGACGAGGAGGAGACCCAGGGGACUCAGGAACACAGGAACCAGGAGUCCUACUUCCAGCUGUCCCCGCAACACUGGCCCACGCUGUUCAGCUACUAUAACAUCAGUCUGGCAGGAAGAUAUAUAACUGUUCUUCCACCAAUCCGUCUCUCUGCGAUCAUUGACCCACAGACGGCAGUAGACCUACGACACUCGGCAGAGUUUGACUACUAUGCUCAUCCAGGACCCGAUGGUGAGGGCCACACACAUCCAAUCAAAGACACCAAUGCUUCCGAUAUAGCCAAUCGAAUUCCAUAUUACAUGUAUGACCCGGAACACCUGAAGACGUUCUACCCAAAGUCCAAGAAGGAGUUCACCAUCACGCUAUGCCUGGCGUUCCUCAGUGUCAUUGUCAUCUCGUAUUUCAUGAUCAUGCUAUAUAAGUGCAUGUGCUCCAGGAACUACUCCAAGUGGCGCCGGUCGUGGACCAAGGUGAAGAGGAGAAAGAAAGGCUAUUAUAAACAGAUUAAGGAGUCCGUGCCGCUAGUGCUGAAGGGGCACAGACAGAAAAUCGAGUGUCUGGUGGUGGACGGCCCCCUUGUGGUCAGCUGUUGCUGGGGAGGUCAGCUGAGGGUGUGGGACUCUAACACAGGAGAGUGUCUGUCGGCAGUCAGGCGGAGAAGUUUCACUCCGCCACAGAGCAGGAAGCCAUGUGUAGGCCGCAACAUCGAGGACAGCGAUGCCGACCUCUAUGCUGAAUAUCAUGGCGACAGCUCAUUCUCAGAUUUCAACGAGUCCUCCGAGAGUCCAUACACACGUAAGAUGUGUGAACGAUCACAUAGAUCUUCCAGUUCCUUCAGUGACGUCAAACCCGACCUCUCCAGCACCAUCAACACCCAGUUCUCGUCCAUAGAAAGCAGUCCAGGAGCUCGGUCAGCAGAUGCAUUCAGCUUCCAGGGGUUGUUUGAGGGUGUGUAUGAAGAACAUCGCCAACUGGUGGCCGAAGGAGGAACUAAGGAGAUGAGGGAGAGGCAGCUGCACAGUGCACAAGAGACACAACAUCUGCAGCUCCCCGAAGACUCCGCUCGGAACAGGAGCUGGAGUGCAGGUGACGCCCCCGGUGCCUCAGACCAGCAGGAAGACUACCCCCUCCUGUAUGAUGCCUCCACUGCAGUCUGGUGCCUCGCCUGUCAAGAUGGAUACAUCGUGGCUGGCUGCGGCAACGGAAAAAUUGAAAUCUGGGAGGCGGAGAGUGUGGUGCUGAAGGGCCAGUACGAUGGAGGGAAGAGUGCUGUCAUGGCGCUGUGUAUCUCCGGGAAAAGAAUUGUUGCAGCACGUAUCGAUGGCACACUUGACUUCCUAGAAAUUGAAACUUUUCUGAAUCCUGUGACUUCCUGUGCUCUUCCUGUCUCGCCAACCAAACAGACGAGAGGUCAUACCAGGGCCCUGAGCAGUGGCAGUGGUUUUACAGGGGAGAUAAAGUUAUGGGACAACAUCCUCCAUUGUACAUGUAUACAGAGUUACAGGGCACACCAGCAGCCCAUCAAUGUCCUCAAGUCAGAGGGAUGUCGUGUAGUCACUGCCAGCCAAGACCACACACUCAAGGUGUUCCGUCAAGAGGACUGCCUGUGUCUCUAUACCCUCCACGGACAUGUCGGCAGCGUCACCGCCCUCUGUCUAGACAAGGGCCCACCCAACGCUGCCGUCAGUGGCUCCGUCGACGGGGACAUUCGAGUGUGGGAGCUCCUCACUGGGAUGUGCAUACACAAGUUCAAGGGUCAUGACGGAGCCGUGACUGCCCUGGACUGUACCGCCAGCUACAUUGUCAGUCUGGGCCUGGAUGAUAGACUUUCUGUGUGGGAGAGGAACAGGGGCCACCCUCUGCACUACCUGGACAUGGAGGGGGCCUACAGCAGCUGCCUGACAUUUCUCACUGCCAACCUGCUGGUGACCGGGGGACAGGGCUGCCUGUAUCUCUGGGACAUCUCUAAGGGGGAGUUGAUGAGGAGGAUCGGACUGGAAGAUUCAGAGCAAGCCUCCCUAGUCAGCCAUCUGGAGGUGGUCGGCAACAUGGGCGUUGUCUGCGACUGUGGUGUCGACCUGAAAGUCAUCCAGUUCCCCACCAUCCUAGAAAAGUUUGAGUAGUCGAACGUUCACUUCGAUAUGUAGGUCAGUCAGAUACAUCAUCGGUGCAGUGCAUCGAGUGGAGGAAGUCAUGACACACUGACAUGAAGGAAGUUGUCUACUUUGGGAUCACAUGAUCAAUAUGGUCACUUCAGAUGUUGGUAAAGUCAAAUCAGUGUUUCUGUUUGCCUGGUGUAACUUGAAUCAGAUUCCUUAAAUCGAGCAAUGUGUAUUGGACAUUAUGUUUAUCCAGUAUCCAAAGCAUCUAGUUACCAUAGUUACCACCUCAAUGACAUAUUUCCUCUCCGAGAAGAUACGAAAAUUGCUUUGUUUGAUGGCAGCUACGGAGUUUGACACAGGGGAGGAUGUACAGUUCCCAACCGUUUGACAUUUACAUGACAUUCACUCAUUGUGCAACCUUGCGAUAGUUAUGAAAGUCACAAUAUUAUGAACAGAUACCUAUCCAUUGUCUGUUCUUUCAUAUCAGUCCCCAAACAUGCAUUUGUACAUAGGCUACUCUACCCCUCCCACCCCUCCCAUGAAGUUGUUUUUUGCUCUCUCCCAUUUUUAACUUGCUCACCGGGGGCCCAGUCGCCUAGGGCACCGCAAUUUGCUGUUCAGAGUUGUGUCCCUUGGGCACGCCAGAAACCUACGAUUGUGGGUUCGAAUCCCGGUUCGCCCUGAUUAUGUUUCUAGGUUUGUCAGCACCAUACCCGUGCUCCUGGGUUUCACCGA
Haliotis rufescens (red abalone) is the source of this 4861-nucleotide messenger RNA. Its product is annotated as sterol regulatory element-binding protein cleavage-activating protein-like. The record is from RefSeq and is a predicted model, not a curated record. Gene Ontology annotation, cellular component: Golgi membrane; endoplasmic reticulum membrane. Gene Ontology annotation, molecular function: protein binding; sterol binding. NCBI's taxonomy places the organism in Eukaryota, Metazoa, Mollusca, Gastropoda, Lepetellida, Haliotidae. The transcript is spliced from 25 exons. Gene Ontology annotation, biological process: SREBP signaling pathway. The coding region runs from base 113 to 4147 and encodes 1344 amino acids.